GAAAACUUCAGUCUAUCCGAUACCGUUGUUGAGUGCACACGUGUGUCACGCCCUCUAGGACUGAUUUACCGAACUUGUGUACGAACUGCGUGUGUUGAUUCAUAGUGAUUGUUUAUUAGGUUAUUCCAAUGUGAUAAGCAAUAAAUAUGGAUUUCAAGUACCUAAUCCUGAUGAUUGCCUUCGCGACCGUCGAGAUAAACUUGACGGAGAGCCGUCAAAAUGAUAAACGGCGAUGGAAAUCAGAAAAAUCCCCAUACUCACAUUACGUUAACAUUUGCGACAUUCAGGACCGGGUGUCCAAAGUACAUUGUUACUGUGAGAGUAAUAAAAUAAAAACUGCAACGAAAGCCGACUGCUGGGUUUUUAAUGGAGGCAUAGCGGAAGAUGACCCUUUCUGGUCUAACUUUUACUCCCAACCGAAAAUAGAAAGGCUCACAUUCAACGUAAGGGCUGAUGGUGGACUGACGUACAUUCCAGCGAAAGUAAUCGUAAGACUCGAUCGAUUGAACUAUUUGAAUAUACAAUACGCAAAUAUCAAUACAAUACCGUCUUUCGCGUUUACAAACUCGACAACUUUAAGAGAAAUAACGCUUCCGAAGAACAAAAUUGUUAAACUGGAAAAGAUGGCGUUCGCCCACCUCAUUCUGCUCGCUAAUGUAAGUCUGAUAGAGAAUCAGAUAUCUGAAUUGCAAAGGGACGUUUUCUACGUCCUCCCGAAUUUGCAGAGACUAUAUCUGUCAAAGAACACGAUAAGCGUACUCCACGACGGUUGUUUCAAGCAUUUAUACAAUUUGAUAAAAUUGGAUCUGAACAGUAAUUUGCUCACGGUUGUCGUCAGAGAGAACUUUCAGGGACUAUCCAAUCUCAUUACACUGGACAUGAGGAACAACAAAUUGAUGAUGAUAGGAGAUUUGGCGUUUGCGGAACUUUGGAAUCUCCAGGAACUUUACUUGGAUGGCAACGAAAUAGAAUUUAUUUCCGAACGGGGUUUCGGUGGAUUGACUCAACUCAAGAAACUUUCCUUAGCCGAUAAUAAGUUAGCGAUGUUAGACGACGGGGUGUUCGAUGAAAUACAAAAGUUGAAUGUUCUCGAUUUAAGGAAUAACAACUUGGAAACAUUGAAACAGGAAACUCUUCGGAACGUUGUGGAAAACAUGAAAACUAAUUACGCGCUGGUCUCUUUGGAUGGUAACAAGCUCACAUGUGACUGUCGUCUGUCGUGGCUGCACAAACUACGUAACGAGACCCGGAGCAAACGCGUAAGAGCCUCUCUAGACCGCCUCAACUGCAUCAUGGAUCUCAAACUAAAAGCUAACUUGGGAAACAUCAAAACACUAAAAACUGAUCCAAAUUUAAAAGUCAUUCCCGCGAAUAAAAAGGAUAUAGACAAAAUCGACGAAGAAGAAGAACUAGACGACGACGUAAACUACGACGACGCUUUGCAGGAUCAAGAAAAUACUUUGGACGUUUCGAAAAUAGAGUAUCGUAGGAAACUAAUGGAGAUCCCAGUUGACAUGCUUCCCUGCGCUAGCAAACUUAGCUAUGAGGCAUCAUAUUCGCCUCCAACGCAAGACGAAGUCAAAUAUUAUAAAACUUCGGGCGCAAAGUGCUUAGCGUCUACCCUCAUUUUGAUAACAUUAUGUACCCUAACAGAGAUAUUGUAGCGUACAAAGUUUUAAGUGACAGAAAUUCUGUUUGAGAAUCUAUUACAGUUGUACUUUAUUCCGAUGAAUAUAGUAAUAAGGUCUGCCUUGAAUUAGUGGUAACUGAUAGUUAAUUUAUAAGUAGGUAUAUUUUAUAGAACUAUCCUUACUUCUUAAAUUACCCUCGUCUCGAUAUAUUUAUGGUAAUUAGGUGUAUAGUUUUAAUCGUCUAUUAUGAUAAAUAAGUUUGUAAUGUGAUGUUUGCCAGUGGCUCAUUUUUUUUAAUUACACAGUAAGAUUCCAAGUAAAACCUGAUGACACAACCAUUGAAACAUUUAUUUGAAAGAUUUAUUCUCCUUUUCAUACUUAUUUUCCAUUUAGAUUUUUAUAUUACAUUUAGAUUUGUAUGAAUAUCAUAUUUUCACAAACUAUUUCAAUAUUUUCCUCCAACAUCUUUCUUCUAUGAAAUUUAAAUCUUAAAGCAUUCAUAUUUCAAUUUAUUUCAAUUCAAUAUGCCACACAAACCUUGACAGGUACCUACUUGUAUGUAAAAGUGACAGUGUGUUUGUGUGUGUGUGUAAAGUAACAAAUUUGUUAUAAACGGUGACGAAAACACACCAGUGAGAACAGAAUAACUAGAGACUUAAGAAUAAUUUCUUUGCAAAUUAGUACCUCUUUAUUGUCACAAUAAUAGGAUCCAGUAGUAUAUUACCAAGUAUAUUUCGUGUAAAUAAUGUAAGUCUAUUUUAAAUAUGUAAAUCAAGGCGUGUAAGAAACGAGUUUAAAAUUUUAAAAUAACAUUAAACGAAAUAUUUGCAUACAAAAUGUACAACAAUCUCCUGCAAGCACAUUAUAUUAGGAUAAGAUCUGCUUUAAAAUUAUUCUCACGGGAGAACUAAAUGUAUAGCCGGGAAAACGGUAAAUUACAUUGAAAUAAGAAAACGUAUGUGAGGUACGGUCUACGUCACAGGAUGUUGUCUGUUCCUAUCUCUGUCCCUGUAGGAAUGUAAAUAGUUACGACCUUUUCCAUCCAACUGACUCUAGGAUAAGGAUGUAUAGGAUAAGGCCCUUUGGAGACAAGGGAAUACUAGAAAACCUCUUAAUGCAAUCACACAGAUAUACUAAUUUGGAUAAUAAUCUAUACUAAUAUUAUAAAGAGGAAAGAUUUGAUUGUUUGUUUGUUUGUUUGCAUUGAUUGGCUCUGAAACUACUGAACCGAUUUGAAAAAUUCUUUCUGCUAUAAUUUAUCACCGUAUUUAAUUAGAAUGGGAACUGCGGGUGAAAUAUUAUAUAAUUCGUAAAUUGAUCAUUUUUAUUUAAAAAAAAUAGUAAUGUAUUAACAUGACCAUAACAUAACCAUAUUUCUCCAAGCAAGCAAAACAUCUGUGUUAGAAAUAGGUACGAUUAAAGGGUGUGGAUUGAACCUUCUAAGAUUUUAGCUUGUCUUUUAAACCUCGGAGCUAUUAAGGCUUCAUUCACAGGUGGGCUAAACGUCCAGACAAUAUACAACUAUUUUCAUUAUUUCAUUUAUUUUAUUACGUCAUCCUGGGGUUUUACCGGCGUAGUUCCCGUUCCCGUGAGAAUGCGGGGAUAAAAUAAAGCCUUUGACACUCACAAAAAACGUGGCUUUCUUGUGGUAAAAGAAUUUUCUUAAUCGGUUCAAUAGAUCUAGAGAUCACCCCAUACACUUUACCUGUGUAUAAUAAUAAUAAAGAUUAAUUUUCCAAAGAGAUCAUGAAAUUCAGAUGUUCACUUGCUUCCUGCUUCCUUAUUCUACCGAGGCGUUGAACCAGUUUUAUGUCUGUUAUGAAAUUUUCUUGCACAUUUGUUAUUAACGCUCAAAACUUCACGGUUGUAUGAAACCAAUUUAUCGCUACAUUUUACAUAUUUGCGACGAUAUUUUAUAUCUCGAAAGAGUGAGUUCCAAGUUCGUCUCUAUAUAUCCCUGUCUAACAGGAUAUUAUAGAUAGAGAUAGAUUGUGACGAAUUCAAAACUAAAACUGCCUAAUUAUAAAAACACAGUUAAACCAGGCUAAAAUGUAUAUGAAUGUAAAUAGUUGUGAUGAAAUCAGAUGUCAUUUGAUUUACGAUCUCUAUAAUUAUGACGUCACUUCCAUCUUUUUUGAGUGAAACUCAAUCAAAUCAAGGUUUCGGGGUGAAACGUACGUAGAGAGUAUUUUGUCGGACCUGGGUGACGUUGUCGCAUGGGUUCGUCGACUCUUCGCGGAUGAUAGCAAAAUAAAUAAAUCAUUAUAUAAUCACUUCCAUCUGUUUCGCACCCUAUUAUGAAUCUGUAACAGAAGUUUGCCAUUUUAUAUUAAAAUGUAUUUUUUGUAGGUAUUAGGAAAUUACUAUUUUGAAAUGGAAAUAGUUUCGAAACAGUUGGAAAUAGUUACGAUUUGGUCAAAUUAUUAAAAGUAUGCAUGGAUGGUGCCAGUGGGAGGCCUAUUAAAAAAUGAUUUUGAAUAUUUAUAGUCAUGUUAGUACUACCUACUACUAAAUACAUACGGAAGUUAUGUCAAUACCUACAACCGUUAAUAUUACAUCCGAUUGUAUUUCUGCAGAAAAAAAAUAUUAGAAACAUUAAUUUCUGAAAAUACAGCAUAAUACCCUAAUAUAGUAUUCACAAUAUUACCUAUAUUAGAAUUUAUCAAUGGUAAAAACUCCUUUAUCGUUCAUACAUACUAAAGGAAAUUACUUCUUUAGAAGUAAACGAUUUCUCGAUAAUAUAAAAUGAUUACACAUUUCUGACUUUCCAAUACGUUACUUAAGAUUUCACACAAAAUUAAACUCCUUAACAUUUUAUGUUGCCUAAAACUCUCAUGUAAAUAACUUUAGGCGCUUAGAAACUUUAACAUUAAAUCAAAGACUGUGUUAGAGUUUAAGUUUGUUAAUUUUCAUGUUCCGUUUCUAGAAGUUUUCGCUUAUCUGUAGUAAAUACGAGUAUACAGUGAAGUGAUUUGUGUAUACCAAAGAUUAACUUUAAGCAUUGCAUUUACUUUGUUUUAAACGUUUAAAGGUUUGUAAAGAUAGUAAAUAGUAUUCGUAUUCGAGUUUACAUUUUUCACUUAUUUAUAACUAAUGAAAUAGUUUCAUGUAUUUUAAUAAUUAGAGUACAUAAAAAUUUAAUUGAAUUAAAGUGCAAAUACAUAAAGCUACUAUACAGGGUGCUCGGGAGUGUUUACCAUAACAUCAAGGUGUUGUCGAGUCCAAUUAUGCAUGCUAUUGACGAUCAAUUAUUCUCAUGUUUCUGCAGCACCCACGACUAUAACUGAUCGUGUAUUGGUCGCUGCGUGCAUGACGGCUCGACUUAUGAAACGUCUUUGUUGCUGUUUGCGCUGCAGAAACGAGAAAAUAAUUGACCGUCAAUGGUUGACUUUAUACUAAAAAUAAAAACUGUUGUAUGUUUUCAUACAAAGUAAUUCAAUAAUUCCGACUAUCCAUGACUACACACACCUUUAGCAAACCUUGCAUUUUUAAAAUUUGAAAGUUUGGCGUCGUAAUUAUAAGGAUGCCUAUAAGGAACACAUUUUAAGAUUUAUUUAAAAAAGUAAUAAAUAUUAUGUAUUACUCCGAAAAUAUUAAUUUUAGAACAUGUUCUUUGAACAUUUUAAAUUAAUUUUCGGUAAAGAAUAUAAUCCCAGAGUUAUGAGAAAUAAUGCCCAGCACCCUGUAGGUAUAUACUAGGUAAUGCUAGCCGCACACGGUCCGAUAUACCGGCAUGCCUGCAGCGCUACCGGCAUGAUGUCGCGUAAAUGUGCAUGACGGCUCGACUUGACACAAAUAUUGCGACUCAGACACAUAGAGUACAUAAUAGUAGUCUGUGGCGCUUUCUAUGAGUUUGUGUAAUACAUAUAAAUAUUGAUUUUCAAAUUUUCUACCAGUUAAAUUUUAGAUUAGUGGGGUCUGGUAUUCGACUAAAUGAAGAGAAAUGGACAAAAUAUCCGCCAAUUGCGCAGGAGUAGUCCCAGACACAUAAUUUCGUCCCAACGCAAAAAAGAGAUAGCGGUAUUUCCGGUUGCGCUGCUAUUGGUUGACAUUUGUCUAUUUCUCGUCACGAGAAAUGUUCUUGAUCUCGUUGGAGAACAGCUAAGCAUAAUAAGAGCUAGAACGGUUUAAAGGUUUUUAAAAAUACUAGAUCACUUUCGUUUAAUUAAAAAAUCUAAUAAUUGUUCAAGCUUCAACAAGCGGGCUUUAAAUUUACCAAAAGUUUUACUUUAAUAAUAUGAUGUAGUUGAUAUAACUUUUAGUAUGAUAAGAUACACAGUGUUAUGAUAUUGUAAUGUAAAUAUUAAUUAAUUAAUUUUAGUCCCAUAGAUAUUUUAUCAUUCAUGUAUUCUAAUAAAAUGUGGAAUAAUAAAAUUGAUACUUUUGCAAA
Molecule: messenger RNA, 6021 nt
Organism: Bicyclus anynana (squinting bush brown)
Lineage: Eukaryota; Metazoa; Arthropoda; Insecta; Lepidoptera; Nymphalidae
Product: connectin-like
Exons: 3
Coding region: 147-1664 (505 amino acids)
Molecular function (GO): protein binding
Source: RefSeq, a predicted model, not a curated record